Molecule: messenger RNA, 4239 nt
Organism: Schistosoma spindalis
Lineage: Eukaryota; Metazoa; Platyhelminthes; Trematoda; Strigeidida; Schistosomatidae
Source: the annotation of a GenBank genome assembly
GGUUUUUGGUGUAUGCGUUACAUUUGCAUGUUGCUUAUUGUAUUGUGCUUGUUGUGUAUAAUUCAUCACAAUUGUUUUCGACUCUGUAGCAUUAUAACCUACUUUUAUAAAACUUUUCACCUAAUGUCCACAGUUUGGGGUGCUCUCAAAUGUUUUCAGCCUUCAGUUAUAAGGAUAGGAAGUAUAUCGACCCACAUUAGUCCUUGCGGUUUGUUAAACUGUGGAGGCCCGAUCUCGUUUUGAAUAUAUCAAAAGAAGGUGCUGAUAUUACAUUUUCUGGUAUAUAAUUUCAGUAAUUCGCUACUCAGUGCGAGAAACGAAACUCCAGAAGUAGACGAUUUGAUCUCGGUUUUCGAACUUUAUCCUAAUGCCCUUUCAAAUGAUCAAUCCUAGACAGAAGGAAAAGAUUAGAGAUAAUAAUACAAAGGUCAUCGUUCAGUAUACGAUAAGCUAAUAUUAGAUCACCCAGUAUUCUACGGUAAGAUAACGGAAAUAAGUUGAAGUGUCUCGAUGUGUCUUCAUAUGAUAGGCCAUAGUAGUACUAAGACAACCAAAAGACUUGACCAUCGCAGCCAAAUCAAGUUGAUUUUUUUAAACAUAAUAUUUUGCAGUACUGACUUUGGAAAACUGAUUUGCAAUUUUCUACGUCUUUUAACCCUAGUACAAUGUUAUUUAUUUCGUGACCAUGAGUUCAUUUAGUCCUAGGUUUUUAUAUGCCAUUAAUACACUCACAAGCGGAAAAACGCUUUCCAAAUAGUGUUUUGAACACCUUGUGUCUACAGUCCUUUCACGAUAUUGGUCCUUAAAGAUUUUAUCCUAGUUUAGCCGGAUGUCAGAAUACUUUCCGAAAUCUAUUAUUCCUUUUGCUCUGAUCAUUAGCUAUAAAAACAUGCGAAAACCGGUCAGUGUCACCAGCAUAACUAAAUUUCGUGGUAGUGCUUUACUCAAAUUUAUUUAGUUUGUUGAACUGCAUUUAAAGUUUAACAUAUUUUGCUUAGGACUCGGGAUAGUCGUAAUUGUUAGUUGACCUGAUCUAAAAUCAGCUGAAGAGGUACAUAUACGUUUUUGGCUUGAUCUAAAAGUCAAGUCUUGUUCGUUUGUGUUUCCUGUUACUCGGUCCCAUUUAUUCUGUUUGACUGAUGAUUUCCGUUAACUGUUGUGAAUCGUAGCAGUAUAGAGAUUUGGAUUAGUUUUUGCAAUGUUUGUAACUAACUGGAUGAAUAAAUGAAGGUGACGAGCUCAAACAACGGCGUACUCUUGAUCACCAGUCCUUUCCAAACACUUGGACAUAAACUAAACAGUAAAUGACGAGUAAUAAUAACAGAAGUACUUAUUCCGAAUGAAUAAGACUUAUUAUUUCUAUUGAUCAACGUCAAAUAAAACUGUUGCAUGUAAAAAAAAUACCCAUUGAUUGUCUGCUUUAUCGAUUGGGAGUGAUUUACUUAGUAGGGUCGAUCACUUCACUUAUCUUGGAAGUCUCACAAACUUCAAUGGGUCGACGACCAUUAAAUCCGUCUUUUUUUCGAAUCGUUACUAAAGCUAUAUACUUCUAUCUAAUUUAUCUCUCCUGAACAUCACUGUGGAUCAAAUGAAGCUACUUUAAACCUAAAUCAACUCACUUUGUCCACUUCGAUUAUUAUACACUUGUCUACGACUCGUCAUUUGUUUAAAAAUACUGUCAAGAUAAUAGUUAUACUGUAGCAUAAUCAGGAAUCAUCUUUUUUUUGUAGGACAGCAGUAUCACUUGUAUUGGUGUUAAAAUAAAAAAAAACCAUUUUCGCGCUCGUAAAGAAGGAUAAUAUUUAUUCUCUGAUAACCCUAAGAUAAUCUAAAUCAAUAAAUAUAAGUAUAAAUCGUCCUUGAAGGCUUACAAAACAUUUUAAGUGUAAAUGACUUAAUGUAAUUUACAAGUAAUGUCGUGUGAGUAAUUUAAUGUUACUCCUUUCUUCGUAGGUACUCUUACCUACAAUGAAGUUUUACUUAUAUUUCAGCACAUGCUUUCUCAGACGAACCAUUCCAUAUCAUACCCUGCAACUACCAAUAACUCAAUCACAAUUCUUUAUGGUAGUCAAACGGGCAAUGCUCAGUCGUUAGCUGAAUUGCUUGCUCUCCAAUCAUAUCGAAUUUUUGAUCAGGAAUGUGUCAAAUCUAAUUUAGAACGUCUCCCUACUAUUCAUCUACUAUCGAUGGAUGACUACACACCUGUAUCACGACUUGCGAAGGAAAAAGGUGUGGUGAUAUUCGUUUGUUCCACUACGGGUCAUGGUGUUCCACCAGAUAAUAUGUCACUAUUUUGGAAAAAAAUAAUGAAUCGAGCUUUGAUUCCAGGUCGUUCGCUCCCACCAGAUUUACGUUUUGCUGUCCUUGGACUUGGUGAUUCUUCUUAUCCUAUGUUCAACUUUGUCGCUAAAAAGCUUUAUCGUCGUUUGCUUCAACUUGGCGCUACUCCACUUUGCACAGAAAUUAGACGUGACCAAGAAUAUGAAGAAAGUCAAAAUUUGAGUCUUGGGUUAGCUGAUGAUCAGUCCGAGUUAGGUAUAAAUGAGGUUUUGCGCUGUUGGAUUCCAGCUCUUUGGGACAACGUUACAAAGUUCUUUGGCGUUCCGACUUCAGAACGAUUAUCACGAUUUAUUAGUUGGGACCACUUGAAAAAUCCUGAUUUUGUGUUCAGUUUAUGGCCUAAAUACGAUGUCGUUUGUUCGAGCUUAGUACUCAAUCCCAGUUUACAAUCCACAAGUGAAAGUAAUUUUCUAUAUCAGCUCGUCAAGCAAGUUGAAUUUGACAAUGCUCAUUCGUUCAUGUCUAAUCCAAUCCCAACUAAUGCUCAAUGGUUUCAGGUGGUACGUUGUAAACGUGUUACUAGUGCGGACCAUUUCCAGGAUACGCGACUGUUGGAAUUGUCUUAUAAAUCUGAUAUCGAUCUAAAAUCGGAUGAAUUUCGACUUGGUUCUGUGCUUUAUGUCCAGCCUACAAAUCGUAAAGAAGAUGUUUUAUCUUUUUUUCAAAUAACUCGAUUGAAUCCAACUGAACGUGUAAAAAUUACUCAAUGCCAUCCGAAUUUUCCUGUACCUCAUCUACUUAGUGCAUUGGAAGAAAAUGACUGUGAUGUAUCUAUUGCUUGGCUUACUACAUAUUAUUUUGAUUUGAAUGCAACUCCACAACAAUGUUUCUUUGUUAAUUACUGUGCUUUUGCUGUCAAUUGUUUGAAACUUUCAAAAAGCCUGGAUGGAGCACAACACAUAGACAAAGAUCGUUUAAAAUUAGAAGUUGAUCGGUUAACUGAUCUAGCUUCAGCUGAAAAUUCCGAUGAUAUAGAUGAUUUGUAUGAUUAUGUUUUCCGUCCUUGUCGACGUGUAGUUGAAGUACUUGCAGAUUUCCCGGUUACAUCAAGUCUCUUAACAUCACAGUAUAUAUUUGACAUACUUCCUGGGCCGAUUCUUGCACGACCCUAUUCAGUGGCGUCUCCUCCACCGAAAAUUGAGUUACUUGUUGCUGUGGUGAAUUACCGUACACGUUUAUCAACACCACGCAUUGGAACAGCUUCAAAUUACUUAGCUUCUCUUAACCCUGGAGAUUGUUUUAGUGGAUGGUUAGGUACUAUAUCUGGUGGUUUUAACUUCGAUAAACUUUUGACACUUUCACCUCCUCCUUGUCUAUUGAUUGCUACCGGCACUGGUAUUGCACCAUUCCACAGCUUUUUGUUACAUCAAUAUAAUUCUCUUAUGUCUCAUUUGAAUCAUGAUGUGCUUCCAACAAACGUUCUCUUUUUCGGUUGCCGUUACUCCACAAAAGAUUAUUACUUCGCUUCAGAUUUUAAAAUGUUAGAACAAAAGGGUUGGGUUAGGAUCAUACCAGCAUUUUCCCGCGAAAAUACAUCUACCGUGUCGCCAUCACGACGUCAGUAUGUACAAGAUCAAUUGAAAAAUUAUCCAGAAAUAGUUUGGUCUAUACUUAAAUCUCCACAAAGUCAUGUAUUUAUUGUGGGCAAUCAAAAAACAAUGCCUGAUGAAGUACGUGAAGCGUUAGUGUAUGCCAUUGUCAAUGCAAAUCAUACGGAUUCCAGUGGUGCUGAGAUAUUAUUAGAUCAAAUGGAAACAGAAAAUCGCAUACAGAUUGAAUCUUGGGCAUAAUGAUGUUGUCUUUAUUGAAAAGAGAAUGAUAGAUAUAUAUUCAAUGUAGUCUUAGUUACGCAUUUAACUUUGUUUCAUAUGAAAAUUGUACAAAGUAAACUAUAUUGCG